Messenger RNA from Cynoglossus semilaevis (tongue sole), 3446 nucleotides. It is a transcript of the gene tlk1a, whose product is annotated as tousled-like kinase 1a. The record is from RefSeq and is a predicted model, not a curated record. Gene Ontology annotation, cellular component: nucleus. NCBI's taxonomy places the organism in Eukaryota, Metazoa, Chordata, Actinopteri, Pleuronectiformes, Cynoglossidae. Gene Ontology annotation, molecular function: ATP binding; protein serine/threonine kinase activity. Gene Ontology annotation, biological process: chromosome segregation; peptidyl-serine phosphorylation; intracellular signal transduction.
CAUAGAGAACGCACUGAAGACACGGAGAGCAGAGGUGUCGUGUCCCCGGAGCCCGCAGCCACAAUCUGCUGCUGAAGGUGUGGAAAGGUUUGUGUUCUUUAACACAAAAUAUUUUCAAUUACACUCAGUGCCAGACGCUGCAGCACCUUAAGAACAACCUUGCAUCGAAAAUCGGGGUCAAUAUCACAUCCGCCGUGAAGGAAUAACCGUAUGCGCUGUCAUAACUUACACACGGAAAGUAGCUUGAUGAGUGUCCAAAGUAGUGGAAGUUUGGAGGGGACGCCAUCUUGGUCCCAGCUCUCCACGUCCCCAACACGGACCGUGUUUCAGCAACACACCACGGCACUGCUGAAGGCCGGGGAAGGCACCAUGGAGGAGCUGCACAGCCUGGACCCCCGGAGACAGGAGCUGCUGGAGGCACGCUUCAUGGGCGGGGUCAGCGGCAGCACAGGGGGCAGCACAGGCAGCACAAGCGGGGGAACCAAAGGUUUGACAAAUAAUGAAUGUUCCAAUCACAGUUUUGGAAGCCUUGGAUCUUCGAGCGACAAAGAGUCAGAGGGAUCUGAUGUGAAAAGAGGCAGUUCUCCUGCUUAUUCGACCCCUGAGAAGAAACAGUCUGAAACAACAAGAGGGCGAAAGAGGAAACCAGAGCUCCAGUCAGAGAGCAGCCAAGGAAAAUCAAUUGUACGAGGACCCAAAAUAAGUGAUUACUUUGAUUUUCAGGGAGGGAAUGGGUCCAGUCCUGUCAGAGGUCUCCCACCAGUGAUUCGCUCGCCCCAGAACUCACAUUCCUACUCCACUCAGGGCUUGGCUGUUAGACAAAACAGCUCAUCUCCUACUAGUCUGUCUUUCGGGGACCACGUGAUGCAUCCAAAGCAACUGGCAGUGAAAUUUGUUCAGACCGACCUUACAGUGUUGAAGUUGGCUGCCCUUGAAAGCACUAAGAAUUUAGACCUUGAGAAGAAGGAGGGUAGAAUAGAUGAUUUAUUAAGGGCAAACUGUGAUCUCAGGAGACAGAUAGACGAACAACAAAAACUACUUGAAAAGUUCAAGGAACGCUUGAAUAAAUGCAUCACCAUGAGCAAGAAGCUGCUGAUAGAGAAGAGCAAUCAAGAGAAGCAGGCCUGCCGGGAGAAGAGCAUGCAAGAUAGGCUACGUUUAGGCCAUUUCACUACAGUGAGACACGGAGCCUCGUUCACAGAACAGUGGACAGAUGGCUUUGCCUUUCAAAACCUUGUCAAACAACAAGAGUGGAUCAACCAACAGAGAGAAGACAUUGAGAGGCAAAGAAAACUCCUGGCCAAGAGAAAACCUCCAACCUCCAGCAACUCCCAAACACCAACCACAAACUCGGAGCCAAAGCAACGCAAAACCAAGGCAGUGAAUGGAGCAGAAAGUGAUCCCUUUGUAAAACCCAGCCUACCUCAGCUGCUGACACUAGCAGAGUACCACGAACAGGAGGAGAUCUUCAAGUUGAGACUUGGCCAUUUAAAAAAGGAGGAAGCUGAGAUCCAGGCGGAGCUGGAGCGUCUGGGGGUGCGCAACCUCCACAUUCGGGAACUGAAGAGAAUAAAUAAUGAAGACAGUUCACAAUUUAAAGAUCAUCCCACAUUGAAUGAACGGUAUCUGCUCCUACAUCUUCUGGGUAGGGGAGGCUUCAGUGAGGUUUACAAGGCUUUUGACUUAAUUGAGCAACGUUACGCUGCUGUAAAAAUCCACCAACUGAACAAGAACUGGCGAGAAGAGAAAAAGGAGAACUAUCAUAAGCAUGCAUGUAGAGAGUACAGAAUACACAAGGAGCUGGACCAUCCUCGAAUCGUGAAACUUUAUGACUACUUUUCACUGGACACAGACACAUUUUGCACGGUCAUGGAGUACUGCGAAGGCAACGACUUGGAUUUCUACUUGAAGCAGCAUAAGCUAAUGUCUGAGAAGGAGGCCCGGUCCAUAGUCAUGCAGAUUGUCAAUGCACUAAAAUACCUGAAUGAAAUAAAACCCCCCAUUAUCCAUUAUGACCUCAAGCCAGGUAAUAUCUUGUUGGUGGACGGAAUAGCCUGUGGCGAGAUCAAAAUCACUGACUUUGGUUUGUCUAAGAUCAUGGAUGACGACAACUAUGGUGUGGAUGGAAUGGACCUGACCUCACAGGGAGCAGGCACGUAUUGGUACUUGCCUCCUGAAUGCUUUGUGGUUGGUAAGGAACCUCCGAAGAUCUCCAACAAGGUGGAUGUGUGGUCCGUUGGUGUCAUCUUUUUCCAGUGUCUGUAUGGUAGGAAGCCUUUUGGCCAUAACCAAUCACAGCAGGACAUCCUGCAGGAGAACACCAUUCUCAAAGCUACAGAUGUCCAGUUUCCUGUCAAACCAGUUGCUAGUAAUGAAGCAAAGGCCUUCAUAAGGCGGUGCCUGGCCUACAGGAAGGAGGACCGCGUUGAUGUCCUUCAGCUUGGAAGUGACCCUUACCUUCUCCCUCACAUACGAAGGUCAAGCUCCUCUGGAAAUCUGCAGGCCAAUGCUGCUGGCACAGGACUGGCAUCCUCCAGCAUCAUGUCAUACUGAUUGUGUUGAACUGAAAAAGAAAAGGCACACAGACCCGAGUUGCUUCUUAAGCUUGCAGCACCCUCUAGAGGCUACAGCUUGUAAGAUAAGCAACAAAAAGACAAGAGGAGGAGCAGAAUGCAAGUGAGGAAAACUCACCGGAACAGGCUUCAUUUUCUAAACCAAGACUGGAUGAAUGGACAAUAUGUUUUUCUUGUUUUGUUUUUUGUAAGGACAUGGAUUAAAGGAUCUUUUAAGGAUCCGAUGAAAAGCACUGAAACUGACAACGUACCUUGAAGAAAAUGUGUCUGUACACUCUGUUCAGACACUUCAGACGGAUAAAGCCUUAAAGAGCCGAAGGGAACUUGGCAGCCCACUGUUAGGAUUGAAUAACAUGGUCCUGCCAGGGUGCAAAUGAUUCAGCUGCUAGAAGUUAAAAAAAAAACUAUUAUACUGUGAGGAGUCAUUGUUUAAGUAGAAGUACAAAAAUUUCACCGUUCAUUUGGCUUCUAUGUUUGUUUUUCCCCACCAAGUUUUAGGCUUUCAUUUGAGUUUCUUAGCCAAGGGAAUGUAAUGUGUAGCAUACAAGUGGCAUCUAGUGACACGUAGGUCGGGGAAGCAAACUUACAUUUAAUGCACAAAGUAACCAAAUGUAGAAAAAUGUAUAAAAUCCUAUGCAGGAAUAAUAACUGAAGAUUGGUAACUGUAUAUGCUGUACAGGUGAAAUUUAAUUUUUUUUGAGUUGCAGCAGUAACAUAUACAGAUACCUAAAAUUCAACCCAUAAUGUUAAACUAGUUUCCUGGUGUGGUUUCAUUUUUGCCGCUUUGUUGCUCUUACUUUUUCAAGGGCUGUAUGUUCCACUUUAAAUUGUACAGUUCUGCUGAGAGUGAAUAAUAAACGCCAGGAAAUCUUU